AUGGAUAAGCAAGGGAUUAUCCUCCAAGAAAACAAGCCGACCGAUUGGAUAAGCAGCUUGGUAGCAGUGCAGAAACCAGGAAAGUUAAGAGUAUGCAUAGACCCUCGAGAUCUAAAUCGAGCUAUCAAGAGGCCAAAGUACCAAAUGCCUAUAGUCGAUGAAGUUCUGCCAAAGCUAGCCAAGGCUAAAGUAUUUACUGUCUUGGAAGCAAAGUAUCUGCACGGAAGAGAAUUAACGACAGUGGAGACAGAUCACAAGCCACUGGUCCCAAUAUUUCAGAAGUCGCUACACUCCGCACCAAAACGACUGCAACGGAUGCUCCUUCGAUUACAGAAGUACAAUCUUCAUGUUAAGUACCUUCCUGGAUCACAGAUGUACAUUGCUGAUAUGCUAAGUAGAGCUUACCUCCAAGCUGAUCACAGCCACCAUGAAAACAUCCCAGAGUAUCAGAUCUUUCAGCUCAGCUAUGAGCAAUUGUUGUUUCAAGAGAUUGCCAAUAUCAAUCAAGUUGAUUACAUGCGCCUAUCAGAAGGCACCCAUCAGCAGAUCAAACAAUGCACAAUCACAGAUGCCACAUUGCAAAGUCUUAUGAACAUGAUUAUGAGAGGUUGGCCGCUUGCUAAAGAGGAAAUUCCAGUUUGUAUCCACGAGUAUUGGAACUACAAAGAAGAGUUAACAGUUCAAGACAGAGUCUUGUACAAAGGAAUGAAAGUGCUUGUUCCUGCUUCUAUGAGACCUCAAAUGAUUGCAAGAGCUCAUUCCAGCCACCUUGGGCCUGAUGCUUGUGUACGUCGAGCACGUGAUGUGUUAUUCUGGCCAAGCAUUGCAGACCAGAUCAAAGAUCAAGUGCAGAAUUGUGAAGUUUGCAACGACUUCUUAGCUAGACAACAAAAAGAACCGUUGAUGACCCACAAAAUUCCUGAAACCCCUUGGUCAAAGGUUGGACAAGAUCUCUUCACCCUCGGUGACGAGAACUAUUUAGUGACUGUUGAUUACUUCAGCGAUUACUUUGAGCUUGAUCUCCUAUCAGAUACUACUGCAGAAUCAGUGGUAAAUGCAACCAAACGCCACUUUGCACGUCACGGCAUUGCUGACAUAGUUACAGAUAAUGGGCCGCAGUAUUCCAGUGCACAUUUUGCCAAGUUUACUCGUGAAUGGGAAUUUCAGCACACUACAAGUUCACCAUUACAUAGCCAAAGCAAUAGAAAAGCCAAGUCUUCUGUCAAAAUUGCAAAGAAUCUAGUUAAGAAGGCAAAGCGAGGUAACAAAGACCUCCAGAUGUCCUUGCUCGCGUGGCGCAACACACCUGACAGUAAUGGACUGAGCCUAGUCCAAAAAUUUAUGUCUCGAAGGACUAGGUCUACCAUUCCAACAAAUGUAGCAUUGCUGAAGCCAGAGGUCAUAGAUGGAGUGUAUGACAACAUCAACAGAAAAAGACAGCAGGCCAAAGCAGCAUAUGACAAACAUGCAAAACCAUUGCCCGAGCUCCAAGUGGGAGAACCAGUAAGGCCUCAGCCUGUAAAUCCUAAAGCACCCUGGGAGAAAGGUUCAUGUGUGGCAAAAGUUGGGCCACGCUCAUUUCUUAUUGAAACAGAGAGCGGAAACCUGUACAGACGGAAUCGUAAGUUUAUUCGUCAAGAUCCUAGCCAAGAGCAGGCCUCGUUAGAUAUCAGUGGCACAAAUCCGUCGAGUCAGCCAUCACCCAGUGCAGGGUCAUCAGCCAAGUCAUUACCAGAUGCCAUGGCAGAUCCUCCUUUGAAUCAGGCACUAACUACGAGACAGAUUCGUGGAAGUCCCCAACCAAAGUAUACUGCAGUGGAAGCGAUUGUGACUUCGCAACCCCAACAAAGUGUUGUUACUCGAAGUGGUAGAACCAGCGUGCGUCCUUCCAGGUUGGAUGACUUUGUUACCUAG
Stylophora pistillata is the source of this 1914-nucleotide messenger RNA. RefSeq lists its product as uncharacterized. Gene Ontology annotation, biological process: DNA integration. The record is from RefSeq and is a predicted model, not a curated record. Lineage: Eukaryota; Metazoa; Cnidaria; Anthozoa; Scleractinia; Pocilloporidae. Gene Ontology annotation, molecular function: nucleic acid binding.